Messenger RNA from Rubroshorea leprosula, 1317 nucleotides. Lineage: Eukaryota; Viridiplantae; Streptophyta; Magnoliopsida; Malvales; Dipterocarpaceae. The record is from the annotation of a GenBank genome assembly.
GUUCUUGUUUCUUGCCUUCAUACUCUGUGUGAAGUUGUGAAAGUAAUCUUGCCCGUUAUGUCCUGAAGACCUUGUUUUGAACUUGGUCAUUUUCUGAUAGUCUGCACUUGUUUAGACUUGUUACGUGAAUAGAAUUUUUGUAUGCUCUUUUGCCACUAUUGUGAAAUCUGGGGAGUUGCAGAGACUUUUGUUAUUGAUCCUGAGCUGGAUAAUUUGGUAAUUCCGUGCUCCUUACCUUCUGAAAGUCUUGUAGUGAAAUUUCAUUUCUUUCCAUUUGGUGCCUCAUGCUCUUUUCAUGUGGCUCAUUUUUCUGUAUUGGUUAAUCAAGAGCAGUGAUCAUUCAAUUGAAAUUGCCUUGUUUUUGUGAAGAUUGGCAAACUGUCAUAAGUUAAACUCUAUUGUUGCCAAUCUCUACAUUCUUGAUAUCUGGAAAUUGCUUGAAACUCUUGAAAUCCAUCUUGAAUCUUUCUUGAUAUUGCUUUGUACUUGUUCUUGAAAUUGAAAUCCAGAAAUGGAUAAUGAUUAUUGAAAUCCUCAUUAUCUUGAUUCUUGUUUGAAAUUGAUUCUUGCAUUGUUCUUGAAAUCUAGUUUGAGUUGUCCUUGAAAACCAUUCUUGUUCUGACACUAGUUCUUGUUUCAGUAUGCCUGUUGAUCUUUUUGAUUUUGUUUUUGUUCAUAUGGACACCUCUUUAGGAGGGGUGACGAUUAUCAGAAGAUACCUAUAUGAGCUAUUCUAAAUUCUUGUAUCUUGCAAGUGUUAAAUUUUGUAUCCUUGAUGUCUUAGCUUUGACUUGACUCUAAGAUGUCUAGGAUGACUUGACUGUAAAUCUGCUUAGUCUCCAUGAGCUACGAGGUAAAGGGGUAGUCCUUGAAAUACUUGAUGCCCUAGAGUUUUGUUCCAAGUGAAAUGGUUCUUUGAUUUGGCUGUUUGGAUUUUGUUUGCCCUUUUAAUUAGGAGACAUGAAUCUUCUAAGCAUCUUGAUCCCAGUCAUUGCUUUGUUUUGUUAAUUAAUUCUAGUACUUGAGGUGCUAGAUCUUGAUCUCCUGAUUAUAUCUGCUCUUGAAUUCUUGUUCUCAUUGUCAUUAUUGAAAUCUCUUUUGUGAGCCUAGUUCUUGAAUUCUAUUGCCUGUUUCAUGGUUAACUCUUGUCUCUCAAUUUUGAUUGCUUGGUUAAAUUUGAUCUUGACUCUUGGUGAAUGCCGUUUUGUUGCUAAAUUUUUGAGGCAUUCUACCUUGCACUCUUGUGUUCUAAUAUUCUUCCAAGCGUUCAUAUUUUCCAUUGAUUUUAUUUUGUUGCAAUUCUUGAGAUUCUUACAU